Messenger RNA from Monomorium pharaonis (pharaoh ant), 2733 nucleotides. RefSeq lists its product as uncharacterized. NCBI's taxonomy places the organism in Eukaryota, Metazoa, Arthropoda, Insecta, Hymenoptera, Formicidae. Gene Ontology annotation, molecular function: oxidoreductase activity. The record is from RefSeq and is a predicted model, not a curated record. The transcript has 9 exons. The coding region runs from base 788 to 2350 and encodes 520 amino acids.
UAAUGUUGUUUCGACAUAAUUGUUAGAAUAAUUAGAAAUCACUGUAGAUUAUUAUUUACUGCUAUUAUUUAAUGCAAAUGCAGGCUGUAAUAAAAGUUUAAAAAUCUAUUCCAGGUGGGGGGUCAAAUCUAAGGAAGAUAUAUUUUACAAAGUAUGUGUUGCAGAUUUUGUCAACAGGGUACCAAUAGAAUAGAAACAUUAAAAUCUUUUCAGCAAAAUAUAAUGGCAAAUUGAUUGUGGAAACCGAGCAGAACUGUCAUUUUUAAUGUUAAUUGAAAUUUUCAAAAAUUAUACGCAAUAAGUAAACGCAUUUAAAAAAGUGUUUAAUUUUAAGAAAUUAAAAUUAAUUUUGUGGUUUUGUUUUUUCUUGUAAAAUCACUAGAAACAUUUAAUUAUGUCGACAAUUAAGCAUCAUAAACUAAAGCGUUAAAACCUCGUAUAAUAUCGAUAUUAUUAAUAAAUCGAUAUAGCCGAGGUUUUCAUAAUUCCGGUAUCAUAUCGGCAUUACUUAAAGUAUUGCUCGUAAGUAUCGAGAAGCGAAACCGUGACGAAAAAUAUUUACACUGCUCGACGACGUUCUGUCGAUAGAGCUCAAACGAUGCUUUUUCGUCUUUAUUAUUGUCGAUCGAACGAUAUUUGCAAAUAGUUCUUUGACGUUGGCCUAACGUUUACUUUCAAAAGCAAAUAUUUUUCUGUCGCGAGCACGUGAUCGUCUUCGUCUAUUUUUACCACAAUUGCUGUAUAGAUCGAGCCUGAAGAUACAUCUCUUGUUAUUUUAUUUGUUGCAAUGGCUCAGCUUCUUGCAACUGCUGCAUUGGAUCCUCUCUCCGUAAGGAUACGCGAACUCGUAGAGAAAUACAAUAAUCUAGACUAUGAACUGAAGUCUAGAAGAAGUGUAGCAUCAAUAAAUAUAAUCAAUUUAACCAAGAAUGUGAACUUUGAGAAUAAAAUCAUUUUCCUUAGAUUGCCCCAGAUUGUAAUAAAAAUGUCACUCUCUUCCUCUGAUUUCCAAUCUGUUUGUAAUCACAUAGAUGUAUCUAAAGCUAUUUUAGACUGUAUAUUUUAUUAUCAGACAUACAUAUUUAAUUCUGAUGACUUUACAUUUGAAAAGACUAAAGAACAAACUUUGAUGUUAAUGUUGACACUUCUUAAUUUUUGUGCAACGCAGGAGGUGUCAUCUUUUUUGGAAACCUGCCUCAUCAAAAACUCACCCGUAGAUAAUCAUGUAUAUGUAGAAUAUAAAAAACUACUUUCACAUAAGACCAUUGAAAUGAUACUCUUGGAAGAGGCAGAUUUGUAUGCUGUUAUUAGCUAUUUAAAGAUAUCCGACAAUUCUCAAAAUUUAAGUAAGAUAUGGAUACCACAUUCGAUGAAAUUCGACUUUUUAUCAUUGAAAAAUCGACAUUUUAGGAAUCUCAAUAGUGACAUUUGUAUAUUUGAAUCUAAACAAGAGUUACUUACACCUCCUAUAUUUUAUAGAAUAAACGUAACAUCCAUAUGGACCGAGAACAUUGCGGCUGCAAAAAAUUUAGCAGCAUCCUUAGAUAGAAACAUUGUUCUCAUAAAUACAUUGGAUUUCUACGAUGGCAUAAUUUUUAUGCCUUAUACAGAGAUAUUUAAAAUUUUACUGCCUCAACAUCUCAAUUUGAGCGAGGAUGAACAGAUAAUAAACAUGAUACAGCCAAUUAAGACAAAGAAGGCAACAAAGCCCAGUGCACCUGAAGAUCCUACAAAACUUGUUGUGCUUCAGAAUCUAUUUUAUGAUGGUGCAUGGCAACAGCCCGUGAAAAACAUUUACUGGACAUAUAACAGCAUUCAAAGGGCGAAUGCCACAAGAGACGAUGUCAGCAGAUGCGUCGCAUCAGCUAGAAAAGGAUUCAAAAUCUGGAGCGCAUUGUCUACUGAAUCCAGAAUGCAAGUGUUAUCCAAGUUUGCAUCUGCAUUGGAACACAACGGUAAACCCAAGUUAUCGAAAACAGUAUUCAAAUGGCUACAAUUUCCAUAUUGGUAUCGGAGUGUGAAGAGUCCUAUGCUCGACUGCCUGGUGACGAGAACCUGUAAGCCGAAAGGCAUAAUCACGCUCAUGGCGGCGAAGGUGACGGAUCUGUUUCAGAAAUUGACGCAGAGCCUGGUCAUCGGCAAUUCCGUCAUCGUGAUAUGCACGAUGAAGUCAUGCAACAUAGCGGAGUACUGCGACAUGCUCUCGACAUCCGGGAUACCGCCGGGCGUCGUAAACCUGCUGUCGUGCCACACGGUAAAGCUCCUAAAUGCUGAACGUUACAAAGCGACCGAACUAAGAGAGAUGUAUCAUCAGUUUACCAUAAGCAAGCAAGUUGUAACCAUGAUUUAGAGAUUGCAACGAUUGCCCGUGACGAGGCCACCGAGACGUUGACAUUUGGAAUGUAAAUAGAUCUCUCUGUUUCCCAACUUUACCUUGAUAUCUCACUUCGAUUUUAUGAAAAAAGUCUAUCACUCACCAGUCGACUUGUCAAAUAAAGGUUCAUGAUUGAGUAACUGCGUGGACACUUGCAAUCGUUAUGGAAAGACAUAUGUGCGUCGCGAUUAUUGGUUAAGGUAAUCGAUAUUAUUUGCGUAGGCUGUCAUUUACCCUAAAAUUUCGCGUUUACGUUUCACACGCGCUUCACGGAAAUUUUUUUUUUUUUCAUUUUGUACCUUAUACGGAUUUUUAAUUCCCUGCGAUGUUCGCAACAUUUAAAGAUAAGAACUUAAAAA